Molecule: messenger RNA, 834 nt
Organism: Neoarthrinium moseri
Lineage: Eukaryota; Fungi; Ascomycota; Sordariomycetes; Amphisphaeriales; Apiosporaceae
Exons: 1
Coding region: 1-834 (277 amino acids)
Molecular function (GO): NADH dehydrogenase activity
Source: RefSeq, a predicted model, not a curated record
AUGUCGAAACCCUCUGUUGCGAUUAUUGGCUCGGGGUGGGCAGGAUUCAUCCUGUCACAGAGGCUAUCACUUGCCAAGUUCGAUGUGACGGUGAUCUCCCCUGUUCGAACUAUACAGUACACACCGCUCCUGGCCAGUGCAGCUUGCGGACUAUUCAAUUUUCGGCUUGCCGAAGAACCCGUCAGGCGCAAGCACAGAACAGAUGUGAAGUACUACAAGGCCGUGGCCGAGGCCAUUGAUUUCGACAAACGAUUGAUUCAGUGCAAGUCUGCAACACAGGUUGGCGGCGACGAGCCGCAACUCUUUGAGGUGAAAUACGAUAAAAUUUGCAUUGCACCGGGGUGCGACAUUCAGGACUUCGGAACCCCAGGCGCUGAGGAGCAUGCACUGUUUCUACGCACUACGAAUGAUGCAAGAUUGAUUCAGCAGCGCAUUUUGGAAAUACUGGAUAAAGCUUCACUGCCCAACGUGAGCGAGGCGGAACAGCGUGACAUUCUGAGCAUACGGAUUGUCGGCGGAGGGGCCAUCGGAAUUGAAGCAGCCGCGGAAAUAUUCGACCUGUGGAAUGAAGACUUGCGCUUCUUGUUCCCACACCUAGAUGGGAAGUUCAGCAUUACCAUUCAUGAUGUUGCGCCCCAAAUCCUAUCUACGUUCGACUCCAGACUUGGCGAGUACGCCACGCAGUCGCUGAAAGGGAAACAUGUGGACUUGAAAACCAGCUCACACAUUCAGAGUGUGGAGCCUGGCGCAAUUAACACCAAAGAAGAGGGCCGAAUUCCUUAUGGGCUUUUACUUUGGGCUACUGGUAACAAAGCCAGCUCGUUGGUUGAGUAG